AUGACUGCAUCACUCACCUGUGGCAAAGCGGUUGUUGAUUCGAUAGUCGGCAUUCGUAUUGCUCCAUCCCAACAACGGAACAUUAAAAUAUGUUUAAAUAUUGAAUCACAAGUACCCAAUGGGAUGCCAUUGUCAUUUCAAUUACAAUUUCUAAUUAUUUCUCAAACAGAUAAAAGAAUUAUUUAUUGGACUAAAGUCACGGAUCUAAUUUCAAUAAGUAACAAAAAUUUCGAUGGCGUGUAUAAAUUUACAUUCGAAGAUUUUGACACCACUGUGCAAUAUGCAAUGGCAAUUCCUCCUUUGGAACCAUGUCAUCCUCAUAAGUGUCCCAUUUUAGUGGCUUUGCAUGGUGCUGGUGUCGAAACUCAAUCUGAAUUUUGGACAGAUGCUUAUAAAAGACAAAAAAACGCAUGGGUUCUUUUUCCUACCGGAAGAACACCAUGGGGAUAUGAUUGGCAUGGUCCUAGCUUAAAGAAUAUUCAAAAGACAAUAACAACAUUGGAAAAAUUUAUGCCAGGUGUACCAAAACUUCUAAAACAAUUUUUCUUGCCAGAUGCUAAUAGGCUAUUCAUCUCUGGUCAUUCCAAUGGUGGACAAGGUGCAUGGUUUUUUAUGACUCACUUUCCAGAUUCAGUGAUAGCAGGAACUCCGGCUGCCGCAUAUACUAAAAUUCAGAGUUAUGUACCUUAUUAUUGGAAUAGCGAUGCUCAUAUAGAUCCCAUUCUUAAAGGAAUUCUUGAAUCUUCAAUUGCUGAAUAUAAUAACGAUUUGCACACUACAAAUGUUAACAUCCCAAUAUUAGCAAGAGUCGGCUCGGACGAUGAUAAUGUCCCGCCAAUACAUUCUCGUAUGCUUGUCCGUCUUGUUGAUGAACAUUCUGGAGAUCCAAAAGCAAUCAGAUUUUCUGAAAUACCUGGCCAAGGGCAUUGGUUUAAUAAUGUUAUGAGCGGUGAUGUGAUGCAAGAGUUCUUGGAUGAACAUUUACAUUUGAAUAGAAGUAUUUUAUGCCCUACGAAAUUUACUAUUACCUUAUUGAACCCUGCAAGCUUUGGUGGUAAAUGUGGAAUUCAGAUUGAACAAUUAAAAAUUCCAUUCAGAUCAAUAUGGCAUAUCAAAACCUCCAACAUUCGUAAAUUUAAAUUUGUAAAUAAUUUAAAAUUUCAUGCUGAAAGUCUAAAUGCAAGAAAAAUUAUAAUUGACGGGAAAAAAUUUGACUACAAUAAUUUUCUAUUGGAUGGAUACUUUCGACAAAAUAAUAAUAAAUGGCAGUUUCGUAGCGGUUGUUCGUGGCACAAAAAGGAAAAGCAUCCAGCGACUUAUGGUCCUGCGAUAACAAUUCUUGAAUCUACGCAACCGCUAAAAAUAGUUAUUGGAACCAUUAAAAGAAACCAGAAUAAUUAUACUAAUAAGUUCUUUGAAGUUGCUCAAGAGAUUGCACAUAGUUGGUAUCUUUAUGGAAGAGGGGAUGCUGAAAUUCUGAUGGAUUCAGA
Molecule: messenger RNA, 1490 nt
Organism: Dentiscutata heterogama
Lineage: Eukaryota; Fungi; Glomeromycota; Glomeromycetes; Diversisporales; Gigasporaceae
Source: the annotation of a GenBank genome assembly